This is a messenger RNA of Coffea eugenioides, 1162 nucleotides long. Its product is annotated as glutathione S-transferase T1-like. Bases 139 to 891 code for a protein of 250 amino acids. The transcript is spliced from 7 exons. The record is from RefSeq and is a predicted model, not a curated record. Lineage: Eukaryota; Viridiplantae; Streptophyta; Magnoliopsida; Gentianales; Rubiaceae.
UUCUUCCUCUCCGGUUAUCUGUUCCUCUCCUAGAAACAAAGCCAGCAAAGUUCAAAACUUUGUCUCAUCAUUCAUUACGUUCUCUGUGUAUAUACCAGCGUGUGUUAGUGCGUGAGAAAAGAAAGAAACUAUAGCAAAAUGAAGUUGAAAUUGUAUGCAGAUCGUAUGUCUCAACCGUCACGUGCGGUUCUCAUCUUCUGCAGGGUAAAUGGGAUAGACUUUGAGGAAGUUAAAGUUGACAUUUCUAAACGCCAGCAAUUAACUCCUGAAUUUGCAGAAAUCAAUCCCAUGAAGAAAGUACCAGCGAUAGUCGACGGAAGAUUUAAGCUCUUUGAGAGCCAUGCAAUUCUUCAAUAUCUGGCUUCUGCUUUUCCUGGAGUUGCUGAUCAUUGGUAUCCUGCAGACCUCUUCAAAAGAGCAAAAAUCAACUCGGUUUUAGAUUGGCAUCAUUCGAAUUUACGCCGUGGUGCAGCUCCACUUGUUCUUAACAAAGCACUUGCUCCUGCACUUGGUCUGCCUUUGAAUCCAAAAGCAGCAGCUGAAGCUGAAAUAAUCCUGUCAGCUUCUCUUGCAAAGAUAGAAUCCUUUUGGCUCAAGGGGAAUGGGCGGUUUUUGCUGGGAAGCUUGCAACCUUCCAUAGCAGACCUGAGUUUAGUCUGUGAAAUUAUGCAACUGGAGGUCUUGGAUGACGAGGUUCGUGCAAGAAUUUUAGGCCCACACAAGAAAGUUAUCAAGUGGAUUGAUGACACAAGAAAUGCAACUCAACCUCAUUUUGAUGAGAUGCAUGCCAUUCUCUUCAAAGCAAAAGAGAAGCUAUUGAAGAUGCACUCAGAUGCAGGCAGUGAUCAGACAGAAAGUAGCAGAAAACCAGCUUUGCCUUCAAAGAUCUGAGAAUGCAGCUCUAAUGGUCAAGUAGCGUGUCAUUUUCUGGUUGUAUGUCAGCCAACAAGCCGCCGGAUCUGGUAUGUAAAAGGAAAUCCAGAAUGCAGACAUGCUGUUGUCAGUUUCUGGGUAAUAAUUCGGUUAUUUCUAAGGAUCUUAACACGCCAUAUGCUUGAACUAAAGCUUUUUGUAUUCGUUGUACACAUGGUAGCUAGUGCAAUAACGUGAUUCGAAUAUCUUCUUACCUUGUGAUACAUGAUUCUUGUCUUUUACCCUGUUA